CCAGUGCUCCUGCCAAGUUCCCAGCCUUUCCUUUUCCACCUGCUGGGCCUGGAGUUGCUAGGAGCUCCCUUAAAGGCCUGGAGGGCUCCAUUUGGGUUAACCUGAGACCCCUUGUUAUUCUGUUCAGUAAGAAACCUCAACAGAGCCGAUGGCCCCCAGAUGGUACAGCCUAGAAAUGUAGCAUGGCCACCUCAAAAGCUACAAAUGCCCCCAUCUCCAGACAGCUCCAGCCUGAAGGAAGGUCAACACUCUGCCUCUCUGACCUGCAGCCUCAGAGGAGGGGGAGCCUGGCAGAUAAGGCCAUGCAGAAGUUGCCUUCCCAGGGAACUGUGGGAUGCUUUUCCAUAAGUCAUAGCACUUAACAACUGAAUGCUGUCCCAGUGUAGCUGCAGGGCAAUUGAACAACCCAUAGGCACACAAGCGUGGAUGCAAGUGUAGAUGCAAACCAUCCUGUUAGCUUUAAUUGAACUAUGCAACCCCAGCUAGGAACAGUCGCACUCACUCGGUAAUGCAGAAAGGCCUAUGGGAGUUUGGGCAGCACUCGCCACUCCCUGUCCUGAGCUGAAAUCCUCAGUCACCUCCCAGGCAACUCACACAUUUCACCUUUUCUGAGACUCUAAACCAUAGGGGUCCUAAGUGCUGCAGCCAGAUGUCUCCCUUGGGCCAGGUUGUGUUCUCCCCCGUUCUCCAUCACCUUCCCAGCUCUGAAUUUAACUCUAAAUCCCUUGCCAAAGGGGUGACAUGCCCCACUUUCUCCUCUGAUCUUCCCCUGACCUCUUUCUCCACACAUGCCACCUCUUUCCUUACCUCCCCGCCCCCUUCCUUUAUUGGUGGUCAGUCACUGGAGGCCUUCACCCUUGCCCUACAACCCCUCCACACUGGCUGUGCUGGUGCAAAGGGGAUAUAGGGCAGGUGUAAGCCCCCCCCCCCUUUCAGGGAAUACCCUGGCACAGAAGAUUGUCUGUGGGAGCCUCAGAGCCAGCUCUGUACCUGCUCCCCCCCUUGGAAACACCCAGAACAGGGGACACUCAAGAGCAGGCUGGGAACAGGAGGGUAGCAUCUGGGUUGUUGUGUCUUAGAGCUCUAAACACUGUUACAAACAUGCUGAAACCACACUGGCACAGUUGGAGUCCGAAUAACCAUGUUUAACCCAAUCCCUAUACACCACAGUUGUCUCAAAACUCCAGCUAUUCACCAUUGGCAGGGCCCAUAUGGGCCUUGGAAACCAGAGCACACCCUGAGGGAUGAAUCUGGGCCCAUGUUUUCUCCCCUCCAAUAUGCCAAUACCUCAGAGUUCAAACAUAGGAAUCGCUGCACAAGAGCAGAGCAGUGAUCCACCUACUGCAGUGUCCAGUCUUUCACAGUGGCCAGAACCAGAUGCUUCAGAGGAAGGUGCAAAAUAAUAAUAGUUAAUAAUCCAGCUAUGGAAUAACUUGCCCACAGGAGAAGUUUCUUCCUGCCCCUGUCAGUUCUGAUUUACACCCGGAUGCCUGAGGGUCUGUAUCCCUUACACAAGUCCUGUCACAGUGUGAGGAUGGGUGUCCUCAUCAUCCUUUUUUCAUCCUACUACUGGUCAGUGGUACAGUAAAUUGGCUUGUCAAUUCCCUCAGUCCCCUGCCUAUCUAGUUCCUCCACUCCCCCUCUCCCCAUGGUCUCUGUGCAGGCAGCAUGCCCAUCCGCCAGGGCUGCUCGGCGGUAUGAGAGGGGAAUUCCCAUCACUGCUCCCUCAAUCCCUAACUGUCCAGCGACUCUUCUUUACAUUUCCUGCUGGAGGGCGGCUUGGGAUCGCAGACAUUUGGGGCCCCGAUGCACGGGUUGCGCGGUGCGUGACACACGCGGGUCAUUCCCGGGAUGGAUGCAGACGGGACAGAGCCUGGACAAUCUGAGCUUCGUCCGCCACCUGAUUUAGUAACAGCCCCACGGUCCCCGGGUGUCUCUUUCCGUGUUGUAGCGGGGAAGUUGCUGCGCCCUCCUGCCCAUCCCAGCCACCCUCCCACGCCCCGGCUGGCUCCGGGCAGCUCUCCCCCUUCGCCACUUCCAGGGCAAUGUUUUGACCCUUAGACCCUUAAUCCAGGCUCGCCCCGCUGCGCGCCUUCGGGCUCUGCCAUCAGCUCCCCCUCCCGCGGCGGGCGCUGCCCGGGGAGCCGCAGCCCGCGCGGACGCUGCCUCUUUAAGACGCAGCUGGUGGCCGAGCUGCCUGAGGAUUGGUGCUUUAUUCUAAAGCCGGGGGAUGAGCUCAUCUGCAGCCAACCGCAGCGGCUGUGGGGAGCCGGCACCUCGCUCCGCGCCCGGGGAAACCGGCCCGGCCCCAGCAGCGGGCCGAGGGGAGCGGCUCCAUGGGGGCGAGGUGGGUCCCGCACCCCCAGGGACCAGGCUCCUGACUCCACCAGCCCUUUUCCAGGAUUGCAGGGACUGAGCUGCUGAGGAUGCCCUGAGAGUGGCCAAGCCAUGAGCAGAGUCUCCCGUGAGCGCCUGGACUCGGAGUCCUGCUCCCGGGCACUCUCCCAGGCCCGAAUGUACCUCGAACAGAUUCGGAGCCGUGUCUCUCCAGGGGGCCCUGAUGUGCAUGGAGCUGGGAAGCGGGAUUACCUGGUGGAUGCAGCAAAGCAGAUCCGCCUGGCACUGGAGCGGGAUGUGAGCGAGGACUAUGAGGAAGCUUUCAAUCACUACAAGAAUGGCGUGGACGUGCUGCUGAGUGGCGUGCAGGUCGACCCCAAUAAGGAGCGCCGUGAGGCUGUGAAGCGGAAGAUCACACAGUACCUGAAACGGGCUGAGGAGAUCUUUAACUGCCACCUGCAGCGGACUCUGGGGAACGGGAGUUCCAUUGCCACGGUUUGGCAGCUUUUCUGGCUCCCCACAGAUGAAAAGGGAGACCCCUUCCAGCUGCACCCCUGGACAAGAACAUCUCCAGGAUCCUCAUUCUCAUUUCUCACUGCCUCACAGGGCUACAGCAGCCUUCGCUUUCGGCCCAUCAGGACACUCAGCUCGGCUGUGGAAAACCUGAGGCGCUGCAAGGUCGUGGGAGUGAUUGAGAAGGUGCAGCUAGUCCAGGAUCCAGCCACUGGGGGGACCUUUAUACUUAAGAGCCUCCCCAAAUCCCACGUGGAGACCCGUGAGCGGCAGACCAUCAUCCCGCACGGAGUCCCCUUCAUGGCCAAGCUGCUGCGCUACUAUGUGAGCGAAGACUCCAUUUUCCUCCACCUGGAGCAUGUGCAGGGGGGGACUCUCUGGUCCCAUCUCCACUCCCGGCCUUGUUUAAAGCAAGGUUCUUUCGAUGUCCCCGGUAGCCUAAUCCCAAAGCCCAACUCCGCUCUGGUGGGCCAUGGUGAGGAGCAGCGAGUAGGAACCUGCUCAGGGGCUGGCUCUCAGUCCAGCCAGAGCUCCAGCUUCUGCCCAGAGAAUGGCACUGACCUCCCAACCUCUGCGAAUCGCCACCCACCAGAAAUUGCUGACCAAUCGUCCUCUUGGGAGCAGUCACCUGACCACAUGGAUGCCAGACCAGGGACUGGUUGCAGGUUCCAUACUGGAUCCGCCGCCAAUGGCCAUAAGGGAGUUACUGGGGGGAAGGAUUCAAGUGCAACACACACUCUGUUUGGUGUCACUGAUUCUGUCUUCAUGGCAAUGGCCAAGGGACGCAGCCAUCUGACCAACCAGAGCUUGGCCUUCCAGUCAUGUGACUUGUUAACCAGCAGUGAUGGUGUCAGCAGUGUAUCAGAGAGGGAAGCGUCUCAGCAGGACACACGGCUACUGGCUGAGGAAAGGCCAUCCCAGUCUUCUGCUGCAGUCCCGAAGGCUAUGGGAGGAGGCCACCUGGUGAAGGUGGAACCUCAAGUUUGCCAGGUGUCUGAUGCUCCCUGGGCUCAGCCCACACAGUCCCCAGUGGCUCCCCCAGGACAAAGGCAGCUGCAUCCUGGAACCACCCUGUACAGCUCCAGCGAGUCCUACUGGUGUGACUCUGGGGGGCAGGAGUUGUUGAGGAGCAUCUCAAGGGCCCGAGAAGGAGCAGGCCAUGGUCAGCACAGAGAGCAUCCAACUUCAGGACAGCGUGGGCCUCCAACCCAUUGCUCUUUCCUAGGGGAUGGCCAGGGGACCUGGAAUGUGAACGAGGAGCUCAUCCGGCUGUGGGCAGCCGAAAUGCUCUUGGCUCUGGAGGGACUCCAUCAACAGGGGGUGUUGUGCCGGGAUCUCAACCCCAGAAACCUGCUGCUAGAUGGUGCUGGUCACAUCCGUCUCACCUUCUUUGGCCAGUGGACAGAGGUGGAGCCACAAUGCUGCAGCCAGGCCCUAGAAGAUAUGUACAGCGCCCCAGAAGUGGGUGGGAUUUCUGAGCUGACUGAGGCCUGUGACUGGUGGAGCUUUGGGUCCCUGCUGUAUGAGUUACUGACAGGAACGUCGCUGUCCCAGAGCCACCCCUCAGGGAUUCACCCUCACACCCAGCUGCACCUUUCGGAGAGGCUCAGCCUGCCUGCUGCAUCCCUGCUCACUGAGCUGCUGCAGUUUGAUCCCAAGCGACGCUUGGGCUCUGGAGGAGGCGGAGUCAACAAGCUGAAGAGCCAUCCGUUCUUUAGUACCAUCCAGUGGAACAAGCUGGCUGGCUAGACAGACCCAUGCGGAGCAGCAAGGAGUGAAGGAUGGUGUCAUGGUGCCAGGCGGGGGGCUAGCUGCUGAUGUGCUGGGUGGGGCCCAGGGAGAGACCCAGAUCCUGCUGGAGAAGCAGAUUAUCCCCCUAGAUCACUGGGACCUGUGAUCCUGGGUGGUACUUGCAGCUCUGCCAGUCUGGGGGAGGACCACUUCUGCAAGGGCUGAUUGUGGGGGUCUGGACUGGGUCCAAUUUGCAGCCUUGGCUUCUUCCUCUUGGGCUAAUUUCCAUUUGUGUUGCAGUGGCAUAUCCAAGAGAUCAGGCCAGGCUGGGGUCAUGUCAUGUUGUCUCCCUGCCCUCCUUCCCCCAGGUCCUCCCAUUCUCACCCUACAUCUAACCCAACCCUGGUAAGGGUCACUAACCCCUACAGGGGCAAAGACAUCAGUGCCAGGGGGCCUAACUCAGCCACUUUAGCCUACUACCUUGCCAUCCCAUGGGUUCCCUGGGACAUUCCUGUCCCUCUUUACCCACAAGCUCUGUGGGGCUCUCCUUGCCUGGUGCUUUGUGUGGGAAGCGAGUCUCUGUAACUAUGAAUGAGACUCCCCUGCUCGCCUAGGGGGGUAGUACCUCCCUCUGGGGCAGGCUACCUGUUAGUGUCCAGCUCCUUCUCUGCCCAUAGACUCCACCAGCUCCCUGGUUCUCCCUGCCCUUAUCAACUGGGGAUCCCACCCCACAUCCCCGUUACUUUCUCCCCAUUUCUCUGCUGCUGUCUGAGCUCUUUAUGGCUAAUACAUUCCCAAUGGCUACCGCUAGAUGGAGUCUGGGGUUGUGGUCUGUGUGUCUCACUGGCUGCAUGUGCACUAGCAGCACCUACCCAUCGUAUCUUGUGGGAGGGGUGGGGAGGAGCCAUCCCCCCCACCCUCAAGUGUGUGAGAGGCUCCCCCUGGGAUCUCUGACCUGCUCCGAGUGAAUGUCUGAAAUCAAUAAAACAGCUUCACCCAAGUGGAGGAU
Messenger RNA from Chrysemys picta bellii (western painted turtle), 5590 nucleotides. Lineage: Eukaryota; Metazoa; Chordata; Testudines; Emydidae. The record is from RefSeq and is a predicted model, not a curated record.